UUUUUUUUUUUUUUUUUUUUUUUUUUUUUGCAUUCUGUAAAUGGGACCUAGAGUCUGAAGCCUCCUAGGCAAGUUUAUAUCAUUGAGCUCCAGGACAGUGCAAUGAGAUGCCUAAUCACUCUCCUCUUAUUGUUUAUAACCAAUGAAAUAAGUCCUUCUUGGUUUAUGACAACUGUUUGGCCUCGGAAAACUGGAGACCUUCAGAACUGUGAAAUCUGGUGGGAAGAAAUAAAACCAGGCCAUCCUUAGUUGUGACAAAGAGGGCAUCCUGGACCAGCUUUUUCCUGGAGACGGGGAUCUCUGUUGUGUUUGCUUCGGAAAAGAGAGUACACAAGAGAAUGAGUGUUGAGAUCCCUGGCUGUGUGACUUGUAAGUACAAAUGUAAAAUGUUACCAUGUAAAGAAAUCCCUGUCCUGAGCUCUCCCAGAAAGGAAUGAGCAGCUCAUUUUAUGGGGCCUGUCAGUUCUAUUAGCCCAGAGUCCAGUGGGUGUUAGCAUCUAGGCUCUUGCUCUAUGUGCAUCAUGGCGGGACGCUACAUGACUUUGCCAUUGUAUAGUUAUUGUACCUCCCAUUCCUGGUUGGUUCUAAUUUAAGGAACAGAUGUGAUACCAUGCUUCCCACCCUCAAUUCCUUUAGGGUUAGCAAAUGCAGAUAGUCACAUUAGCCCCAUACAAUUGAUGGCAGGUUUCCUUAGCACUGUGAGCCCCACACCCUACCUAUCAUGCUGUUGGCCCUGCCCAGUGUCCGGCUUAGAUCACACAGGAUGGAGAAAGCAAAGAUCCUACCAGGGGAAUGUCUGCACUGGGCGGCCAUACGGACCUGUGGAUCCUUCAGAGGAGGCUUGCUUUGACCAUUCUUAGCAUCGAAACAAACUGGUAUCUCAGCUGCACCUGGAGUAUCUAGGGAGCAGCCUCAUGGUCCCAUGGGCAUUUGCUCUCUUCGAUGUUGAGAACAUUUGUGAACUCCACUCAGGGUAUCGGGAGGACAUUACAUCGCGUUUUCCACGAUAGACACGCCAUAGCUGUCAUUUGGCUUUCUGUGGCACAGGAGCAAAUUUGUUUUGUAAUUGUCUCUGAAUUCUGCAUAAGGAAGUUGCAUAGAUUCCCCUCUCCAUCGGCGUUAGUAUUUAAUUCCUUUCUUAUAUUAAGUUAUAUGACUGUUGAAGAAAGUGCCUUAAGUGAUUGUCUCAUGAAAGACAAUUUUCAGUCUUCUCUUUUUGCAGUAUGUGUGUGUCCAUAUAUAUAUGUAUGAGUGUGUGUGUUAUAUUGUGUAUUUGCAUGAGUGUUGAGGUCUGUGUUCAUGAGUAUGUGUGUCCAUUUGUGUGUCCUUGUGUGUGGUAUGGUGUGUGUGUCCUUGUGUUCAUGAGUGUGUGUGUUGUGGUGUGUGUGUGUAUAAUAUAUUUAUGAGUGUGUGUCUGUUUGUAUAUGAAUAUGUGUGGUAUGUGUGUGUCCAUGUGUGUAUUUGUGUGUGUGUGUGUGUAUUGCAUCAUCUGUAUAUAUGUCACAGUGUGUUGUAUUGUGCAUGUGUGUGCAUGAGUGUAUGCAUAUCUCUUUGUAUAAGUGUGUGUGUGGUGUGUGUUUUCAUGAAUGUAUGUGUUGUGGUAUGUGUUUUUAUGCAUGAGUGUGUGUCUAUCUGUAUCUAAGUGUGUGUGGUAUGUUUUGAGUAUAUGUGUAUGAAUGUGUGUGUUGGGUUGUAUGUAUGAGUGUGUAUAUGCAAGAGCUAUAAACUGACUUAGAACAAUUCUGUUUUAACAGCAGAUAUCAAAGUGGUCCCAUAAUAUCUUUACCUGGCCUUUUAGAACUGUUUAGAUUCCCGAUUUUUUUUUUUUUUUUUUGGUUUUUGUUUUGUUUGUUUCCCUGUUGCAAGACUUACUGUGGUGACCCUCCUUGUAUCUAUAAACAUACCAGCACAUCUAAAGGGCAAAUUUCUGAAAGUUAAGUCAGAUGACCAGUGUUGAAAGAUAGUAAAAAAUACUGGUUAGUAUUGUGAAUGGGGGUGUUGGGAAUGUCACAAGGAAUGGUCCAUCACUCCCACAUGACCCAGUCAUAGUGGUCAUGAAGUGAUGGAAACCCUAGAUGCAGAUAGGAACAUGUGACCAAGUUAGGCUAACCAAGCAAUGCAGUACAUUGUGUAGUCUCAACACACGGAAGAAAACUUGGGGAGAGAUUUGAAGCUCCAGCUCUCUGCUGCUGUUGCUGUGGUUGUUGCUGUCCUUUCUCUGUGUAGUCUUGGCUGUCCUGGAACUCACUCUGAAGAUCAGGCUGGCUUGGAAGGAUCCCCCUGCCUUGGCUUCCCAAGUGCUGGGAUUAAAGGCAUGCACCAUCGCCAUAGGUUCCAACUCUUUCUUAAAAGGUGUGCAGAACCUGUCCAUCCUCGAGUGUAGUGGGAUUGCUUUGCAUGUCCGUUGGCACAAACCAGUGCUGUCCCCACGGUAUCUGCGUUUUCUCCUUUCUUCUCAGUAACUGCUCAUGAAACUCCCUCUUAUCCAGAGACAUCAUGGCUCCGCACCUAAUGUAAACACACCUCGAUACAGUAUUCCAUGACUGUGCACACACUUGCGAUCAGUCGGUUAACCCAGAGAGAUUCACGAGAAGCAACUCAGUGUAGAACAACUCACUUUAGAGGUGAAAGAGGAAGGUCACAACUGUGAUGGGCAAAUCAAGGGAAAGCCAAAAUUGAAGCAAUUUCAUUAAAGAGAAUAUAAUGACUGUCACCCUGGGAGGAGGUAGGUGACUUCUAAGCCAAAUAUAGCUUUUAUAAAUCAUUAGAAAAAAAUGGGCCAAGCUUCCUAUAUUGUGGUAUAAACAUGAUAUUUUCUUCCUUCAAAUAUUAAAUAGCAUAGGUUUAAAAAAUAUUUUAAAAUCAUGUAUGUUAUGAAGGUGGGCAGACAUGUGGCAUAGUGGGCUUGUGGAAUUCAAAGGACAGCUUUUGGGGAGUCAUUUACUGUCUUCCACCACGUAGACUCUGGAGAUUGAACUUAGGCCUUGAGUCUUGGCCAUGAGGGCCUUGGCCUGCUGAACCCCUUUGCCAGCCCAGAGUUUUUAUGGCAUCCAGAUACACCGAAAUUAAAUUUUAUGCAUUCCAAUUCAUACUAAUCCAACACAAUUAAACCUUUCCUGGUAUAUAUAUCCAGGGGUCACUGAAAAUAAAUGUGUUAGAGCUGGAGAGAUGACUCAGUGGUUAAGAGCACUGACUGCUCUUCCAGAGGUCCUGAGUUCAAUUCUCAGCAGCCACAUGGUGGCUCACAACCAUCUGUAAUGAGAUCUGAUGCCCUCUUCCAGUGUGUCUGAAGCCAGCUAUAGUGUACUUACAUACAUAAAAAAAGUUUAAAUGUUAAGAGUGGAAUUCCCACACGCAUCACUACCUGUCAGCAACAUCACACAGUUACAUCUAUUACAGUUAUCGUCUUCUAAAUAAAGAAGCAUCUGUAUGUAUGAGUAGAUGCAUGAGUAGGCUAUGAAGACGACUCAACAGGUAAAGAUGGCUGCCUGCAAAUCUGCUGACCUGAGUUCACUCCCUGGGACCUAUAUGGUGGAAGGAGAGAAGACCCUCCAAUAAUUUGUCCUCUAACCUCCACAUGUGCCUGUAGCAACUCGACUGCAGACACACAGCACCCACAAUUAAACAAAUUAGCAAACAUUUAAAAAAGAGGUGCAUAUAAAAAUUGGUACCAAGACUGAGAGUAAGGGAGAGUCUUGAUUCUAAAGGGAAGGGAGGGGGGAUUUGAACUCAGCAACUCCAGCAUGGGGAGUCAAUGGAAUUCCCUAAUGUACUCAUAUCUAAGAAUGUAAAUCACAUUUGCUUUAAGAAGUGAUCUGUUGAGGGGGUCAGAUUUCAGAUGCUAUAAUGAGUUGGAGAUUUACCUCCAGCUUCCUGGGUACAGCGUUUUCCUUUGUAUCUCCUCCCAUCAGCCACUGGGGCGUGCAGAAUUGAAAGGGGUGGGAAGAGACACUGAGUCAGGCCUAGGGAUUACUUGUGAGGCCUGUUGGACGCAACCGUGAAGCAACUCUCUUCCCAGUGUUAUAGGUCAGGAACCUGUUCUCUGUGGACAGACCCCCUGAUUUCCCCAGAAAGUGAACCCAGAGGAUGGCUCACAGAGCACAGAGGCCCUGAGCCUGUACACGUAGGCACACAUUUCUUGUUUUCCUGUAGGAUUUCAGAAGUGUUCACUGGAAUGGAGGAGACAGUUUAGGCAACUUCUGUAGUGAGAAAUAAGACCAGGUGAGAGAUAGCUGACCCGGGCUGCGGCUGUAGAAAACCUUUGUAACGAUCUCUGGAAGUUUCCAUAAAAUACUAAACUUGGGGUUGGGGGCUAUAGCACAGUGACAGAGAAAGGAUUCUCCAUGUACCAUCUCCCUGACUGUAAAACAGAAAAUAAAACAAGAGUCAAAAUUAAAAUUACCAAAUGUAUAGAAUCAGGUGAUUUUCACAUAAAAUAAAAUUUCUCAUAUCCACCCAUCCAUGUGACACACAGUAACACAUCGCAGCUUCCACGGCGAGAUGUUUUUUCUUAUUAUUUAUUAUUAUUUCUUCUUCUUCUUCUUCUUCUUCUUCUUCUUCUUCUUCUUCUUCUUCUUCUUCUUCUUCUUCUUCUUCUUCUUCUUCCUCCUCCUCCUCCUCCUCCUCCUCUUCCUCCUCUUCCUCCUCCUCCUCCCUCCUCCUCCUCUUCCUCCUCUUCUUCUUCUUCUUCUUCUUCUUCUUCUUCUUCUUCUUCUUCUUCUUCUUCUUCUUCUUCUUCUUCUUCUUCUUCUUCUUCUUCUGCUUCUUCUUCUGCUUCUUCUUCUUCUUCUGCUUCUUCUUCUUCUGCUUCUUCUUCUUCUUCUUCUGCUUCUUCUUCUUCUUCUUCUUCUUCUUCUUCUUCUUCUUCUUCUUCUUCUUCUUCUUCUUUUUGUUUCUUUUGGGGGAUUGCAAGGGCAGAGGCUAGAUAUGGAGGGCAGAUGAGUGGGAUUGAAGUACAUGGUGUGAAAUUCACAAAGAGUCAACAAAAAGUUAAAAAAAAAUUCUUAUAUAUCAUGAACAGCAACAAAACCAAAACCCAAGAAAAACCACUAAUAUAUAAACAUAGCAUUAAGAAACCUGGGGCUUAACUUCUUUUCGGAAAGUGCGCUAAUGUCAAGUAAUGACAAGGCCCAGGUUUGGGGGUGGGCAUCAAGCUCCACUUUCUGUCCCAUUCCUGUCUUCCUCACCCACGUGACCCUGUUCUAGACACUCGAACUGGUGUCUUGAACUCUUAGAGAUCCUCCUGCUUCUGCCUUCUGAAUACUGAUUUUUUUUUAUUUUAUUUUGUUUUGUUUAGGGGGUGGUUGUAUGUUUGUUUGAUUGAUUUCCAAGACAGGGUUUCUGUCUGACAAUUGUGUCCUAUUUUUCCUGGUGGCAUCAUGCUGCCACAGGGGGAAUCUCACCUUUGUUGCUGGACAGAUUUAGUCAGAGUUCUGGUAUUUGGUAUUUGUGUGCUCUUGAGCAGGGCACACUCUACAUAAGCGUCUGUGUUUAUUGCUCCGAGAGAUCACCCGGAUUCAAGGUGUGAGGAGUACUUGGCCCAGUGUGCUCGAACCCAGCAACAACUCACUGAAAUAUCCCAUGGCGUUUUUAGGAGGAAGAAUGGCUCUUUGCCCAAUGUCUCAGUUAUUCUGAGGUAGUUCAGGUUGGGAGGACCCGACCCCCACAGCGAGCAGCUACAGGAAUCAUCUUAGCAACAUAAAAAGAGGGUCUCAGACUACAGUUUAUGUGUUUAGGCAUGUGAGUUAUUUUCUUUUCUUCGUUCAUUGUUUUAGAAAUAGAGUCUUUCUAACUAACCUUAGUUGGCCUUUAAUUCACUAUGUAGACCAUACUGGUCUCGAACUCUUAGAGAUCCUCCUGCUUCUGCCUUCUGAGCAUUGAUUUUUUUUUUAUGUUAUUUUGUUUUGUUUAGGGAGUGGUUGUAUGUUUGUUUGAUUGAUUUUCAAGACAGGGUUUUUCUCUGAAACUCUGACUGUCCUGGAACUCAAGAGAUCUCUGGCUUCUGGGUGCUAGGAAGAGCUGCCCUUCUGAGCACUAAGACUAAAGGUGUGGUGCGCCACCACCCCAUCUUUAUACUAACCACAGUGGCCUCAUUCUCACACCUAACAUCGCAGGCUUGCCGUUCAGGGUGCUCUCCGCCACUGUCAUUUUGUUAUUCACUGUGGCUGGAAACAAAUCACUUGAGGAAGAGGGUCUAUUGUGUAGAGAAUUUCAGGUUGAUCCAAAUCCCACAAAAGAAAUAAAGAGAUCUACAUGGGAAAAAGCCAUCCUAGAAAUGAACAAAGCUUGGGUGUUUUAGGAGAAAGAAUACCCGGGGCAGAGAUUCCAAGGAGCAGAGUACCUGUCCAUUGAAAAACUCAGGUGACCCAGGAGAGGUGGCUGCAGUUCCUGAGCGACAGUUCAGACUUUGGAAUAUUCCUUCCUGUAGCUCAGAGUGAUAAUAGUGAUAAUAGUCUUAGCUUUUGUUCAACUGUUACUGUAUGGAGAGCCGCCUAAGCAGGAGGCACUCCCAUUGAGCCUAUGUCCUUUCUUUUCAGUGCAGCUAUCCUCAGAGGAACACUAGAAUUGUGUGUGUGUGUGUGUGUGUGUGUGUGUGUGUGUGUGUGUCCUUAAGCCAGCAUUUCACAGAGUUCUGAGGAAUUUGUCUGUCAUUUGUGUGUCCAGGUCUCAUGCCUGCCAUGCCUGGUAUUCAUAAACACAGUUCUAUUUUCUGGUCUGUUUUUCCUUAUUUAUUUAUUUAUUUAUUUAUUUAUUUAUUUAUUUAUUUAUUUAUUUAUUUGUUAUGUAUACAUCAUACAGCUUUCUGCCUGCAUGUAGGCCUGCAAGCCAGAAGAGGGCAUCGGAUCUCAAUACGGAUGUUUGUGAGCCACCAUGUGGUUGCUGGGAAUUGAACUCAGGACAUCUGGAAGAGCAGACAGUGCUCUUAACCUCUGAGCCAUCUCUCCAGCCCCCUUUUUCUAUUUCUAAACACAUUCAGAAAGUUCGCUGUGGCUACUGAAGUGUUUCCUUUGGACCACAAAACAAGGUAACCAGGGGUGCAAGAUACCCAGCAUGCAAAGUGCACAGAAGGCCAUGAUGCCCAAAUGAUGACACAUCUACGUUAGGUUCCUGGUCAGGGUUGUUCCAGUGACAUGAUAAUACCCCUGACCUUUGGCUCAUCAUCUGCUCUCUACUGAAGAAGAGAAUUCAGUAAUAAAUAUUUGAGAGAAUUUGCUGAAGCUUUUCCUGCAACCUGGCUAACGCCAACGCACUUAAUGUACCCUGCAAAGACUGGCAAAGAGUCAGGAGUGUAGACUGUUUUUUAUGGUUUUGCUUUUGUUCUGGCAUCAAAUCCAGGCCCUCACAGGCUAAGCAUGUGCUCUACUCCCAGUACUGGGCUCCCAGCAUCGUGAAGUCCCUCUGACACCUUCAGCACUGGGCUUUGGCCAUUUUGGACUUGUUUGUGACAAUUACUGGCAAGUUCAUAAGGUAGCACUUAACUCCCACACUUUCCAGGCAAGGAGGGAAGUGGGUUUUGAACUGAUGCAGCCUGGAUUCCUUUUGCCCCUAGGAGCCAGAGUGGAUCUGAAAGUUGGUUUAUAUAGCUUCAGAGACCAGGAUAGUAAGUAGCCAGGAGAGGUGGGUGGUUGAGGCCAUCUCAUCAGAAGUCCGGGGUUGGGGUAAGGAUGGCCCUGGGUGGUUCUCAAAUACUUGGAUGUCAGUUUGUUUAACUCUUUAUAUGAACGGUUAUUGCUGAAGUUCCCAGUUGAUGAGGCGGUGCUGGUCAGUUGAUGGUGAUUUACUCAAAGUUCUGUCUCCAAUCCAGUGUUCAUGAACUAUCCCGGCAUAUACACAGGGAGCUAGAAACGGCCCCUUCCCUUGUAGGCCCCUUCCCAUGCAUUUCCUCCAGUUGUCUUUGAUGACGGGUAGGUGGGUGGAGCCUAUUGGCCAAGGGAAAUGUGUGUUAGAGACUCAUUCUUCCUAGGACUUUGGUGUCCUCCUCCAAGUAUGGUAAAACUCCACCCAUACUCCAUUUGCAUAGAAGUGGAAAAAAAACCAGUAUUUCCACUCCCAUUCCUGAACUUGCCUGCCUGCCUGCCUGCCUGUAUGUCUGUCUGUUUGUGGGUUGUGGCCGGCCAGCUAGUUGGACGAAUGGACUAGGCUGCUGUCCAGCUGCACUCGGAGGGGGCAGGACCUGCCACUCAUGGGCCCGGCCCUUUUCUGCUCAGAGAGAGCUAAGGUCUGGCUGAUAGCCACAGCUGGACCUGGACAUGGGACGUUCAGCACGCUCUUCACGAGAAAGGCCGAGGAGGGAAACAGGCCUUGGGUAUUUCUGCUGUGGAGGGCACCAUGGCCCAGCAGGCAGGAGACAGACAAAAAGCCCCAAGCUGUCCCACAGUCCUCAACCUCCCAAUUUGGGGGAUCCGGUUGAGCAUUUAUCAGAGACAUCUGGUGACUCUUUGGAAGCCAUGUCUGAGGGAGACGUACCAAGUCCUUUUGCCAGAGGCAGUCGAACUCGGGCAAGCCUUCCAGUGGUGAGAUCGACCAAUCAAACAAAGGAAAGAUCCCUGGGUGUUCUCUACCUCCAGUAUGGAGACGAAACCAAACAGCUGCGGAUGCCGAAUGAAAUCACCAGCGCCGACACGAUCCGCGCUCUCUUUGUAAGUGCCUUUCCACAGCAGCUCACCAUGAAGAUGCUGGAGUCACCCAGUGUUGCCAUCUACAUCAAGGAUGAGAGCAGAAAUGUCUAUUAUGAGUUAAAUGAUGUGAGGAAUAUCCAAGACAGAUCCCUUCUCAAAGUAUACAACAAGGAUCCUUCACAUGCGUUUAACCACAUGGCAAAAGCCGUGAACGGAGACGUGAGGAUGCAGAGAGAAAUUGUUUAUGCGAGAGGAGAUGGACUCGUCGCCCCGCGCCCGGGAUCUACAGCUCACCCGCCUCAUGUAAUUCCAAACUCCCCACCAUCCACUCCGGUGCCCCAUUCCUUACCUCCCUCUCCAUCCAGAAUUCCUUACGGGGGCAGCCGUCCCAUGGCUAUUCCCGGCAACGCCACCAUCCCCAGGGACAGACUCUCUAGCCUGCCAGUCUCCAGAUCCAUCUCCCCAAGCCCCAGCGCCAUUUUGGAAAGAAGGGAUGUCAAGCCGGACGAAGACAUGAGCAGCAAAAACCUGGUUAUGUUCAGAAACGAGGGUUUCUAUGCCGACCCUUACCUCUAUCACGAGGGACGAAUGAGCAUAGCCUCGUCCCAUGGAGGCCACCCUUUGGAUGUCCCGGAUCACGUCAUUGCGUAUCACCGCACAGCGAUCCGGUCAGCGAGUGCUUACUGCAACCCGUCCAUGCAAGCAGAGAUGCAUAUGGAGCAGUCGUUAUACCGACAAAAGCCAAGGAAAUACCCUGACAGCCAUUUGCCCGCCUUGGGCUCCAAGACGCCCCCAGCCUCUCCUCACCGGGUGGGUGACUUAAGAAUGAUAGACAUGCACCCGCAACUUAACGUACAUGGACCCCCGCACACCCUGCAGCCUGACCGGGCCUCCCCGAGUCGCCAGUCGUUUAAAAAAGAAUCCGGCACCCUGGUGUACAUCGAAAAGCCGCGAAACACUCCGGGAUUAUCCGGCCUUGUAGACCUGGGGCCUCCUCUAGUUGAGAAGCAAGUUUUUGCUUACAGCACUGCUACGAUCCCCAAAGACAGAGAAACCAGAGAGAGGAUGCAAGCCAUGGAGAAGCAGAUUGCCAGUCUAACUGGCCUGGUUCAGUCUGCGCUUUUUAAAGGGCCCAUUACAAGUAGUAGCAAAGAGGCCUCUAGUGAGAAAAUGAUGAAAGCCACAGCCAACAGGAACCAAGCGGAAGGCGCAGGAGCAGCCCAUGUUUCUGCAGGGAAGAGUCUGGGCGCUGUGGAGUCCUCGCUGCCUCCCAGCCAACCCCUGCCUGCCGGAACCUCGCCCAUCCACACGAGCCUGCUUGACAUGAGGAGGAACGUGGCAGAACUCAGGCUCCAACUCCAGCAGAUGAGGCAGCUCCAGCUGCAGAACCAGGAGAUUCUGAGGGCGAUGAUGAAGAAGGCUGAGCUGGAAAUCAGUAGCAAAGUGAAAGAGACCAUGAAGAGACUGGAGGAUCCGGUGCAACGCCAGCGCACCCUGGUGGAGCAAGAGAGACAGAAGUAUCUCCAUGAAGAAGAGCGAAUAGUCAAAAAGUUACGUGAGCUGGAGGACUUUGUUGAGGACUUGAAGAAGGACUCUUCGUCUGCUGGCCGAGUGGUGACCCUGAAAGAUGUGGAGGAUGGGGCUUUCCUCCUGCGGCAAGUGGGAGAAGCUGUGGCCACUCUCAAAGGGGAAUUUCCGACCUUGCAAAAUAAAAUGCGUGCUGUCCUGCGCAUAGAAGUGGAGGCGGUGAGGUUCCUGAAGGAAGAACCACACAAGCUGGACAGUCUGCUGAAGCGAGUGAGGAGCAUGACAGAUGUCCUGACGAUGUUACGGAGGCAUGUCACUGAUGGGCUCCUGAAGGGCACAGAUGCAGCCCAGGCCGCACAGUAUGUUGCCAUGGAGAAGGCCACGGCUGCAGAGGUCCUGAAGCAUCAGGAAGAGACGACUCACGCUCCUGGGCAGCCCCUCCACUGUAGCACUGGAAGCCCUGGUGAUGUGAAGUCAGAAGUAGUACCCCUAUCCACCAUGACAGUUCACCAUGUACAGAGCUCGCCUGUGGUCAUGCAACCCUCCCAGCACUCCUCAGCCCUGACAAACCCAGCCCAGAACUUGCCUGGAGGGACCAGACCCCACACAGCCAUCUCACAGGAAGUAAUUUCUUCACCACAGUCGGCUCCAGCCCCCCAGUCCCCUCAGACCCCACUGAAUGGAUCCUCUGUGCAGAGCUUGUUCAUCGAGGAAAUCCACAGUGUGAGUGCCAAGAACAGGGCAGUGUCCAUUGAGAAGGCAGAAAGGAAAUGGGAAGAAAAAAGGCAAAAUCUGGAACACUAUAACGGGAAGGAGUUUGAGAAGCUCCUGGAAGAAGCUCAGGUCAACAUCAUGAAGUCAAUUCCAAACCUGGAGAUGCCCCCAACUUCCAGCCCAGUGGCAAAGGGAGAUGGGACAGCAGUGGAUAAGCUGGAGCUGUCAGAAGAUUCUCCAAAUUCAGAGCAGGAAUUGGACAAGCUGGGGGGAAAGUCACCCCCUCCUCCACCCCCACCCCCUCGGAGAAGCUACCUUCCUGGGUCAGGACUUACCACGACGAGGUCCGGCGAUGUGAUCUACACUGGCAGGAAGGAGAGCAUGUCUAAGGUGACCAGUGAAGAGCCUGGGCCAACCCCACAGACUAGAGCCACAAAAUGUCCCCCAGAGGAGCCUGCCCCAGCCUGUGUCCCAUCACCACCACCUGUCCCUGCCUCUUCCUCCAAAGAUGGGGAGGAGGAGGAAGAAGGAGACAAAAUCAUGGCAGAACUCCAGGCAUUCCAGAGGUGUUCCUUUACGGACGUAAAUCCAAACAGUCAUGCUGAGCAGUCCCGAGCUGACAGCCACCUUAAAGACACUAGGCCAGGCGCCACAGCCCCACCCAAGGAGAAGAAGGGAAGUUCUGGAGGCUGGAGAUCAGAGCAGCUCCAGAAUUUGGAAUUUUUCCACGAAGAUGUACGAAAAUCUGAUGUUGAAUGUGAAAAUGGCCCCCAAGCGGAAUCUCAAAAGGUUACUGCAGGGGCUCUGAGACCUAGUGGCCCCCCCAAGUGGGGAAGAGCCAUGGUGGAUAGUUUGUCUGACACCUCAAGAACAUCAGAAUGUAGAGCUGACACCUUCACAGAGGAAAUUGCUCCCAACAAGAACUUAUACCAAGACGGUAGAAAUUAUUCCCAGAAAAAUGUGCCUAAGGUCAGUUUUAAUUUCACUGGCCUGAACUCAUUAGAAGGUGACAUCAACAAAGGGUCUAAGGUCUCGGGACUACAGUAUGCCGGUCCUGACACGGAGAAUCAGAAGUUGAAUUUUGGAAAGAUAAAAGAGAUAGUCCAACACGGACAAGAAAAUGCAGAUAAGGGUCAAAUUCCUCCCCCAACUCAAUCAGCAGAAUUCAGUGUUCACGAUGUCAAAACACAAGAUCAAGAUGUUCCCGUGGCAGAUUAUGGUCAAGUUGUUCUGAGAUCUAAGGUGGGUAGGCACACGAAUAUGAACAUGAAUGAGGAUGGAGAAUCAACUCCAAGUUCUCCCAGUGAGGAGCACACAGCCACUGAUAACAUCGCCUUUAUGAUCACCAAAACUGCUGUCCAGGUUCUGUCCAGCGGGGAGGUCCAUGACAUAGUGAGCCAAAAGGGACAAGAUGUGCAGACAGUUAACAUUGAUGGAAGGAAAGAGACAGCCUCUCAGCAAGAAGGAACCGAAGGGGAAGAACCGGUUGUGUGCCUGGACAAGAAACCAGUUAUCAUCAUUUUUGAUGAACCCAUGGACAUCCGAUCUGCAUAUAAAAGACUCUCGACCAUCUUUGAGGAAUGUGAUGAGGAGCUAGAGAGAAUGCUGACAGAGGAAAAGAUAGAGGAGGAGGAAGAGGAUGAAAACGGAGACCAGACCUCAUCUCAAAUGUCCCAUGAGCAGGUCAACUCAGGAAGUGGUAGGAUUGGACAAAAGGCAGAGACACAAUCACAGCCCCACAUCCGGUCAGCAGAGUCCCUGACUCCAGGAGAGCAGGAAGUUCAUAAAGCCGAGCAGAGAAAGCUUAGCUCAGCCGAUUCUCCAGACUCAGGAAAUAGGUGUGAGGUGGCUGAUGACCAGUUUGAAAGCCCCAAGAAGAAGUUUAAGUUCAAAUUCCCUAAAAAGCAGCUUGCUGCUCUUACACAAGCAAUCCGCACAGGCACCAAAACGGGAAAGAAAACGCUGCAGGUGGUGGUCUAUGAGGAGGAAGAAGAGGAUGGUACUUUGAAGCAGCACAAAGAAGCCAAGCGGUUUGAAAUCACCAGGUCACAGCCUGAAGAUGCCCUCAAAACAAUGGCUAGGAGGCAAGAGCAGCUCAGCCUUGAGGGCACAUUUCCAACAUCAAGGACUGAUGAAAUUAGGAAAAAUACUUACAGAACAUUGGAUAGCCUGGAGCAGACCAUAAAGCAACUUGAAAAUACAAUCAGUGAAAUGAGCCCCAGGACCCUAGUUGAUACCCCAUGUUCUUCCAACAGAGAUUGUGGUGCAAGCUUGCCCCACAUAACCCAAGAGGUCUCUCCCCGGUCCUUGCUAGUUCUGGAUGAAGUGCCCCCUGCCCCAGAGCCCCCUACGUCCAUAUCUUCAGCUUCACGUAAGGGUUCCAGCACUACCCCACAGACAAGCCGGAUGCCAGUGCCCAUGACUUCUAAGAACAGACCCGGAAGCCUGGAUAAGGCCAGCAAGCCAUCCAAACUACAGGAUCCCCGCCAAUACCGUCAGGCUAAUGGAAGUGCUAAGAAAGCUGGUGGGGAUUGUAAGCCUACCUCCCCCUCCUUACCUGCUUCUAAGAUUCCAGCCCUUUCUCCCAGCUCUGGGAAAAGCAGUUCUCUGCCCUCUGCUAGUGGUGACAGCUCUAACCUCCCCAGUGCACCUGCUACUAAAUCAUCGAUUGCUUCUACCCCUCUCAGCCCCCAAGCAGGACGGUCCGUUCACUCUGCUUCCCUCAUCCCGUCUGUCUCUAAUGGCUCCUUCAAGUUUCAGAGCCCGCCUCAUGCAGGUAAAGGCCACCACCUUUCGUUCGCACUGCAGGCUCAAAAUGGGCGAGCUGCCCCUACUUCUUCUUCCUCCUCAUCCCCUCCUUCCCCUGCCUCCCCCACCUCCCUGAAUCAAGGUGCCAGGGGCAUCCGGACCAUCCAUACUCCUAGCCUCGCCAGCUACAAAGCACAGAAUGGAGGUUCAAGCAAAGCCACCCCGUCCACAGCAAAGGAAACGUCUUAAAGUCAGAUCCUAUUAGGCACAAGGUGGAAUUACAUUCUUGUUUUUAAUUUUUAGCAGUCUGGAACAACUGUUUUCACAAGAGAAUGUACCAUAUCGCUGUAUUGUUCAAGGCUCCAUGCAGAGUAUGUGCUAAUUACUGAGUUGAUAGUUGCAGUAAAGCUUGUUUUUUCUACUCUGCUGUUGUAACGACAUCGUGUUUACCGUCUAGAUCCGAUACCUGUUACACGAAGAAAGCAUGUGCUAUACAAAGAGAGAGUAUGAUGAGAGUGAAGACAUGUAUGAGACAAGCUGACUGUACUAUGCAUGUAAGACAUGUAUGAUUACAGAAUUUUAGUAUGUUUUGUAUAAAAAUAUUUUUCAUUACGGAGACUAGAGGCAAAGAGAGAAAUACGCAAGCGCGACUAUAUAAAUUGUAAAGCAUAUAUUACGAUAUUUUCUUUUAUUUUAGUGUUAUUUAGCUUUAUUACAGAUUUCUAUUUUUGUCAGAACUUCAUGGUUCCUUUCCAGAUCUUUUUUGCCAAAACAUUUUGAUACUACAGCGUUGUACAUUUGAAAGUAGCGUGCUAGACUCUAAGCCAAUGAGCUCCUACAGCCCGUAGAGAGAAAUUCAGUAAAACUCUUGCACUGCCGUCAAAAGUUUGUAUGAUAAUUUGCUAGCGCAAGCCAGCUAAUUUUUUCUUUGCUUUCUCUUUAUUUUUAUUUUCCUUUUUUUUUUUUUUAACAGACAAAACAUAUGCGUAUUCUGUAGCCACUUUUUUUUUUGCACUGUCUAACCCUUUUUAUGUUUUCUUAGACCUGGUAACCCACACCAUUGCAUUGCAGAUUUUAAAAUGUACACUUCUGUAUGGUUCUGUACUGAGGAACUCUUGUAAAUAUACAAAUAUGAAUAGACAUCUAAAGACUAUAUGUGACAGCACAUAGAGUAGUUUUCCCACACCAAAGUUAAUUUGUAUGCAUGCUUUAAGAAUCUAUAUUGGGAUGGGCAGAAAUGGGACUAUCCACACAUUUUUAAAAAGCAACAAGUUUGCACAGUUAGGGUGGUUUUGUAAAUAACUGUAUUUGUAUAACACAGCCAUGUAACAUACGGAACUGUAAGCAGAGACUUUGCAAAACUAAAUAAAGGGCUGCAUGCUUAUUAUUUUUUUGUACCUUAUCACUAUAAUGAAUUCCAGUCAACAGAUAUGUAACUAUUGCCACAGGGUUUCAACUUUGAGGGCAUUCUAAGUAAUGUGUAACCACAUCCACUCAUACGGUGUUGCUUCCUUGAAAGCGAAGGAUGAGUUCUAAUAAACUAAUCAACCGUG
Molecule: messenger RNA, 15160 nt
Organism: Rattus norvegicus (Norway rat)
Lineage: Eukaryota; Metazoa; Chordata; Mammalia; Rodentia; Muridae
Source: RefSeq, a predicted model, not a curated record